This is a messenger RNA of Cydia pomonella (codling moth), 6061 nucleotides long. RefSeq names its product phospholipase D2 (gene Pld). Lineage: Eukaryota; Metazoa; Arthropoda; Insecta; Lepidoptera; Tortricidae. The transcript has 22 exons. The record is from RefSeq and is a predicted model, not a curated record. Gene Ontology annotation, molecular function: phosphatidylinositol binding; D-type glycerophospholipase activity. Gene Ontology annotation, biological process: phosphatidic acid biosynthetic process; cell motility; intracellular signal transduction. Bases 156 to 3926 code for a protein of 1256 amino acids.
UUUAUUGAAAAAGCUUAGCCUUGUGCAUUGAGGCAUGUCUUCCCUGCCAAGGUAAUUUUUUUUGCUAAAUCCGACACGGAACCAACCAAUUCCGAUGACUAUUGUCAUUAAACUGAGAUGCGAUAUCACUUACAAUUUAUCUUAUCAGAGAGAUUAUGUACACAAGUGUUAAAUUUGUACCGUGUAAUGGACAACACAUCACGUACCGCGCAAACGGGUGCCGCGUACACCUGCGGAAAUUUCCUCAAAUUCAUAACUACCAGGAACAUAUGGCUUCGAAAGAGUUAACACUUAGCUUCCACAACCUAAUCAAGCGAGAUGAGGAACUAUACAGCUACACAAAUUACGGUAUGGACACCCCGACUCCAUCAUCAGCCCAGGACUGCCUGCAGAUGUUCACCAAGUUCGACUCCAAUCCUGGGCCGGAUUCCGACUUUGACCUGAGCCUGGCUGUUCCGGAGUCGCUGUCAAUGAUUGAAACUGAUAAGAGUGGGAAGGAAGAGACUGAUGCUGUUGCCACACAAUCCAAUUCCGUGCCAUACAAAACCGUCCAUGACCCACCGAUCAAGUUUAACUCGGUACACAGGAAAGUGUUCAUUCCCGGCGUGGAGAUCAAGGUUAGGAUAGAAGAGAACGAGCGCAGCGUGACUACACACUUACUUAACCCUAAUUUAUACACAAUAAACCUCCAACACGGCGACUUCACAUGGACGGUCCGCAAGCGCUACAAGCACAUCUUGUACCUGCACCAGCAGCUGACGCUGUACCGCGCGUCGCUCGACAUCCCCUUCCCCACCAAGACGCACAAGUCGCGCCGCGCCAGCUUCAAGAACACGCUCCACGACGAGGAGAAGGCCGAGAAGGUUGCACUGGAGGCCUUACCACGAAGUCAGUCGAAGAAAAUGGCGCGCCCGAGAAAAAGAAAAGGCGCAUUGCCCAGAUUUCCUAAGAAACCAGAGGUGAUGGUCACAUACGAGGGAAUACAACUAAGAAUGAAGCAGCUAGAAGAAUAUUUAUACAAUUUACUCAAUAUUUCUAUUUAUAGAAACCAUCACGAGACGGUCAAAUUCCUCGAAGUGUCAAACCUGUCGUUCAUAUCAGAUUUCGGGUGUAAAGGCAAAGAAGGCAUGGUGCUAAAACGAACGGGUUCCACCCAACCUGGGCAAGCAGGGUGUAACUGCUUUGGACUACUAGGAACUGCAGUUUGUGUUAGAUGUAACUAUUUCUGCACGGGUCUGGUCUGCGCGAAGUGGCAGGAGCGGUGGUUGUUCGUCAAGGACACGUUCUUCGGCUACCUGCGGCCCAGCGACGGCUCCGUCAAGGCCGUCAUGCUGUUCGACCAGGGCUUCGAAGUAUCAAGCGGCAUGUACUCCACCGGUCUGAACCAUGGCCUGCAAAUCCUGAACCAGAGCCGGCAGAUGGUCAUCAAAUGCUGGACGAAACGGAAGAGCAAGGAGUGGAUGCAGUACCUCAAGGCUGUUACCAAUCAGACUGCUCGAGAAUUCACCCACCCCAACGUCCACCAUUCGUUCGCGCCGCCGCGCGCCGCCACGGCGGUGGGCACCCUCGUGGACGGCUCGCCCUACCUGGCCGCCGUCGCCGAGGCCAUGGAGCUCGCUCAGGAAGAAAUAUUCAUCGCCGACUGGUGGCUCAGUCCAGAGAUAUAUAUGAAGAGGCCUGCUCUUAAUGGAAAUUAUUGGAGGCUGGAUACGAUACUGAAGAGGAAAGCGGCCCAAGGCGUAAAGAUCUUCAUAAUGCUGUACAAGGAAGUGGGGAUGGCGCUCGGCAUCAACAGUUUCUACAGCAAGAGCAGAUUGGCCAGCGAGAAUAUUAAGGUUUUCCGUCACCCAGACCACGCGCGCGGCGGGAUCCUGUUCUGGGCGCACCACGAGAAGAUCGUCGUCGUGGACCAGUGCGUCGCCUUCCUCGGGGGCAUCGACCUCUGCUAUGGCCGUUGGGACGACUACAAACACAGGCUGACAGACCUGGGCAACAUCGCGCAGACUACGAACUCAAUCAAAACGAAGAAGAAAACGUCGAGCUCCCCCGGCGGCGGCAUGUUCCACGCCCAGAACGGCGGCGACGUCACCCUCGAGCUCGCCAAACACUCUAGGGACAUCAUCAUUGGGGCUAAUGAUACCAUCCAAAUCGAAACCACAGAAGCAGAAGAAGAAACCGAAUCAACCAUCAAUCCCAACACCCCCGACCCGGACCUACCGCAACUCCAACCUGGCGACCACUUACUAAUAACACAAAACACGCGCACAGACAAAGAUGACAGCCCAGUGGAAAGGAGAAACGUACUCAAUAAAAUAACAGAACGAUCUAAAGAUAUAUUGAGUAUCGUGUAUCCGCCUUAUGAGGAGGAGAGGAAUGAGAGGGAGUUUGAUGAUUCAGAGAGGAAAAAGGCGGAGAAAUAUGCGCAGUCCAAUGAUCAGGUGUUGCUGACUGACGCGUUAACUACAAAGGGAAUGGUGACCAGAAGUAAAAGCGUGAGCAAGCCGCCGCCCCUGGCGCAGGUGGUGGAGGGCCGGGUCAUCACCGAGAGCACCAAGGUCCGGCUGGAGGGCAUCGAGGGCAACUCCAAGCUGUGGAUAGGCAAGGACUACACGAACUUCAUUGUUAAGGACUUCAAUAGUCUGGAUCUCCCUUUUGUUGACCUUGUGGACCGCAACUCAACACCCAGAAUGCCGUGGCACGACAUCGGAGUGGUCGUGCAAGGCGCGGCGGCCAGGGACGUCGCGAGGCACUUUAUACAACGAUGGAACGCUAUUAAACUAGAGAAGGCCAGACAAAAUGCGAGCUACCCAUACCUCCUGCCGAAAACGUACUCCGAGAUCAAACUGUUGCCAGACCUGGAAAAGUAUCUGAAUACCGACAUCCACAAUAUGUCAUGCCAGGUUCUACGCAGCGUGUCGAGCUGGUCCUGCGGGUUCCUGGACCCGGACACGGUGGAGCAGAGCAUCCACGAGGCCUACGUCGACACCAUCACUCGCGCGCAGCACUACGUCUACAUCGAGAACCAGUUCUUCAUCACGCUGUCGCGCACCAGCCAGGCGGUGAGGAACCAGAUAGGAGAAGCGUUGUUCAACCGGAUAAUGCGCGCGCACCGCGCCGGCGACACGUUCCGCGUGUUCGUGGUGAUGCCGCUGCUGCCCGGCUUCGAGGGGGAGGUGGGCGCGCCCUCGGGCACCUCGCUGCACGCCGUCACGCACUGGAACUACCAGAGCAUCUGCAGGAGCCGGGAAGCCAUCCUAACGCGCCUCUACGAAGCGGACGUGUCGGACCCCUCCCAGUACAUCACGUUCCACGGCCUCCGCACGCACUCCACCCUCGAAGGCGAACCCGUCACCGAGCUUAUAUACGUGCACUCUAAACUACUCAUAGCGGAUGACAAGACCAUUAUAUGUGGGAGUGCGAACAUCAACGAUAGGUCCAUGAUUGGGACUAGGGAUUCGGAGAUCGCUGUGCUACUGCAAGAUGAGAGCUUCACCGAGGGCACCAUGAACGGCCAGACCUUCCCGUGCGGCCGCGUGGCCGGCGCGCUCAGGAAGCGACUCUUCAGGGAGCACCUCGGCCUCAUGGAGGAGGACCUGGACCGCCUGCAGCUCCGGCUGGACGACCCGUGCUGCGAGCAGUUCUACAGGCACGUGUGGCAGAGCUUCUCUAAGAGGAACACCGAUGUGUACGAGGAGGUAUUCCACUGCCUCCCCACCGACGCCGUCCACUCCUUCGCCGAACUAAAGAAGUACCAAGAAGAGAACAAGCACUCCCUCUGGCACAGCGACCCGGCGCUCGCGAACCGGAAGAUAGACCUCAUCCAGGGCAACCUGGUGGACAUGCCGCUCAACUUCCUCUGCAACGAGGUGCUCACGCCGAGGACCACCAGCAUGGAGGGCAUGAUGCCCACUGCUUUAUGGACUUAAAUCUUAAGGCAAGAUUUUUUUUAAACCAAGCAUAGCCGCCUGAUGAUAAGCGGGCACCAUAGCCUAUGGACGUCUACAACUCCAGGGUUGUUACGUGCUCGUUGACUCUGUAAAAACCUGUACACUCCUUUUUUGAAAAUUCCUUACUGUAGUUUCUCGACAAAACCUCAGCAGGCCUUAUUCUACAGCCGGAGCGUUCGCGGGAGGAAAUUCUUCUAAAACCGCACAGUGCGUGACCAUUUCGGUUCUAGGGUGUGAGGAUGCAAGCGGUGCGGUGGAUUUGGAAAGGAAAUAAAAAAACUUUAUUUUUUUCACCUUAUAAAUGCUAUUUUGCACCUUAGAAAUUAAUAUUGUUGUACAAAAUAAGUUAUCCUUAUUAAAAUACAAUACCAAUUGAAAAAUAAACUAAAAAUUAAUUAAUAAGAAAUGCGGCUAUGUAUUACAAAUGUACUGAAUAAUCUGUUCACGCCGUAUUUUGUUGAAUUGAGCGCAAAAAGCACUAAGGCUGACUGAUGAAGUAGCAUGACAAAUAUGAACGUUUCCGAAUAAAUGCGAUGAGAAAGAAUUAUUCACUACAUCUGUACCCGCUGACUCGCUUUUUGCCUAAGCGUGAGAAUGUGAACAUUAGUAACAAUUCGAUGAAAACAAAAUGAUGAAAAAAAAGGUUUUUUUUUAAGUUGUGCAAUCUGGCUACUUCUACUGUUCGCUGGCCAACAAGUCUGCCGCUCCAAGUAUACGUACGUGUAACGGCAAUACGUAACAUUCUAUUGAUCCUAACUAUAUUCAAAGUAUAACAUUUUUGUAGGAUCCACAAGCAGAUGACCACAUGACUAUCAUUCAUUUAUCUAAAAUAUUAACCCUUUUCCAGGCCGCACCAAUCUACAAGGGUUUCCCAAAAAAUUAAAAUAUAUUCCAAUAAAUCCCGCUUUGAUGAUUCAUUUGAAGACAAGUCACAUUUUCCGAAAGUGCAAUCUAAUUUGAACUUUAAAUCUGAUUACUAAGGUUGAAAUUCUAUUGGCGCGUAUGUGGUCGAUAAAUCGUACUAUGCCUGGAAAAGGGUUAAAAAGUAUCUCAUACCCAAAUUAAACACAUACACGGUCUUGUAAGAACGCGACAUUUAAGGUCAUUUAGAGUCAGACCAAGUUAACUUUGCAGCGAUUUCGAUAGUCCAGGCGGUACAAGUGUCAAGUAAACGUCAUAAUUUCAUACAAGUUUGACGUUUAAAAUAACCCGUGCACCGUAUGGGCUAUCAAAAUUGCUGCAAACUUAUCUUGGUUUGAUUCUUUCUUUCUUGUUUUUUUUUGUUUCUUGUUAUGAAAAGAUAGUUUACCGGUUCGUGGCGACGCGGCUAUAAUAAUUGUCUGUUUAAAUUGAUUUUUCUUAGUGAAUAACAUGUUUUUAAAAGGUAAAAAACAAUACAGUAAUGAUUCUCGUCCGCUAGAACAGUAUAAAAAUGAUUUUGACUUUUUUUUAUUGAGUUUUGACGGGUAAUUUUCCGUACUAAUUUUGCUACAAUAAGUUAAAAAAAAAAACGAGCAUAUUGGAGUAAAGCGAGUUUCCGUUCUAUAAAUUGAAUAUGUUUUUCAAAUAUUGUAUAAUAUCAAGGAAUGAAAUAAGAUAAAAAUAAGUAACAAGGUGUUUUUUUUUUUUAAUAGUAGUAUUAAAUUGUACUGAACUAUUUCUGAGGUGCCUCUAAAAUUCCUAGUUUCAUUUGUGUUUAUAAUAAUCUUUAAAGCUCCGCACAACAUGCAUUUUAGUACUUCAAAAUUAGAGUUUUGGACACUAUGAGUCCAAGGGUCAAAAUUCUUGUCUUGUUUCUGACCACUGUCACGCUUCCAUUUUUGUCUUUUUUGAAAUGAAUAAAAAAAGUUUAGUGUAAAAUUAAAUGUUAUCUGAAUAUAUUUAUCGAAUAAACGUAAUAUUAUGGUAAAGUGGAGAGAAAUUUAUAUAUGAUUUACCAUUAAUCGGUGGUGCUUGUUCAUAAUUUAUGUUAUGUCAAGUUCCUAUAGAUUUAAGUAGGGAUAGUGAUGUAGUACUUCAAGUAGGUAAAAAAGUUGAGGAAAAAAUAACCGUAUCAAAAUUACUUGACCCCCUUUCAACGUUUAAGAAUUUAGAGAGAGAGAGAGAGAGAGAGA